Fundulus heteroclitus (mummichog) is the source of this 1945-nucleotide messenger RNA. Its product is annotated as THAP domain-containing protein 10. Gene Ontology annotation, molecular function: sequence-specific DNA binding. The record is from RefSeq and is a predicted model, not a curated record. The coding region runs from base 350 to 1120 and encodes 256 amino acids. Lineage: Eukaryota; Metazoa; Chordata; Actinopteri; Cyprinodontiformes; Fundulidae. The transcript is spliced from 3 exons.
GAAAACCGUUGAAUAACUCACAGAACACGAUAAACUUUGAAUAUUUAUGUGUCAAAAGUGUUCAAAUUAAGUUUAUAUAUGAAAUAUCGCGCAUUUUUUACAAGUGCUGCCUUCGUUUACGAUCGGCCAUUUCCGACAAGUGUGACGUCAGUACAAGAACACCGAGAACGCGCGCGAAGCGAACUUGCAUAGAAACACGCAAGCGUUUACGUUGCGCAACCGGUACGGCGAACAAGGAUAUAUAUGGCUGUUUUCCGGGAUCUUCUUUCACACACCAAAUCUGCUGAUCCACGUCUACUUUGAGAAAGCGCUUUAAAAAAAAAAAAAGCCGAACUAAUUCCACGAUAAAAUGCCUACUAGGUGCGUACUUGGUGGCUGUAGUGUCGCUUAUAAGCCUAGUGCAGGCCAGAAAGUAUCACUACAUACUUGGCCGAAGGAUCAAAAGGUCCGGAAGAAAUGGGACAAAUUCGUAAAAGAAACGCGAAAGGACUGGAUCGCCGGCAAUGACAAAAGUGUUUUAUGCAAUUCACACUUCACGAGCGAGGAUUUUGAGGGGUACUUACAAUGGAGCAUGGGCUUCAAAAGGAAGUUGGAGUUGAAGCCUGGCGCAGUACCAACAAUCAAGCCAGCCAAAUCGUCUAACAUACCAUCAGCCUGUGCCUCUCCCACGGAUCAUAAUGCUGGACCACGUGGACAGCCUGUAGGCCUACCCUCUGAGCGUGAAACCUCCAAAUCCAGAGCUGCUAAAAGACGCUUGGCAACAACAAAAUUGAACUUUCAAAGGGAAUGUGACGUGAAGCCAGAGUGUCAGGUGAUGUACGUCGUCAGACACGUGGCGUGCCAGACAGACCCUCCACCUGAUUCCCCCGUGACACGAUCGGUCGGCACACAGCUGACCAGAAAACAUCACUAUCGAAGUACAGCUUCGCAGGUGAAACCGAUGGGGCGAGAUUGUGGCGUCUGCACAGAGCCCUUAGACAGUCCCAUGCUGUUCCUACAACCAAUACUGGUGAAAAGACCAUCGAAGAGACGUCGAGACAGCCAGGAAGACGUGGGGGAAGGCACCUCGGAGCACGUCACCGCAUCGACAGCGCCUCGGGACAAAAACAGUUCAGUGUGAACCUGUGAGCUGCUGGGAUGCAGCAGCAAUACCUUCUUGGACCAGAGGAUAUGAACACGUGUCCCUGUGGCUUUUCUCUUUGGUGCUGGGAAAAAGUUAAUUCAACGUCUUUUCAAAAAAGGCCAGAAAAGCUGAAGCUUUGUGCCACAGAUAAAAACUGACCAAUGCUUGCUGUGGUGUAGCACAUCCUGGUCAAGGUGACUUUGUAUCAGGCAAUCUGCUGUGAAGACUUGCCUUAAUCCUCAUCCUAUGGGACGUCUGUACAGCUUGAAACAGAGAAAAGCUGCCAGACCCCCACCUCUGUUCUCAUUGACUGUCUGAUAGGCGACUGUAGCAACAUGAUUAGCUCUCUUGGUUUGUAACAACUCCACAGACACUACUGCUCUAAGGACAAAUGAAGACAGUUGGCAGAUUUGUAGAACACUAGUGCCAAAAGUUAUUUCCCAUUCUGAGGGUCUAGAACCCAAUUAUUUAUUGUGAUGGGGCUUUGCCCAUGUUUUCUAAACACUUUGUGUCUUUGGGAUCAAAUAUCUGCUGAUCUUUUAGUUUAAAUUUAACAGGACUAAUCAUGGCAGACAAUUUUAAAGGACGUUUUUGUAUGAAAAACGAAGAAUUAAAACCACGUCAGUUUUCUUUAAGCUGCAACAUGGUUUAAAGGCCUGGGAAGGCCUUGGGAUCCUCCAGGAGGAGCUGGAGGAUGUUGGUUUUGUUUUGCUUUUUACAGAAAUGACUGACAAUGCCAGUGAAAUCCAGCUUAAGUUUAAAAAAAAAUUACUCUCGUGAAACCCUGUGGUGAAGAUCUGUAAAUACAUACCGUAUUACCCA